UAUGAUUUUCUCAAGUCAUCCUCCUGACCUCCUGCGCUCUUCAACUGCGCAUUGAUGGACGCUCUGGGCUCCAAGAGAGAGUACAAGCGACGUCAUCACGGCAAGACCAUCAACUUUGUGGCCCCAGGAGUGGAGAGACAAGCCCGGCGAGGGAGACAAGGUCUCCUGUAUGGCACAACCAGCCAACACCUCACCUCCACUGGACACAAUGGAAGACAUUCUCACACACUCACUGGACAGAGUUCUUGGGAGAAGUCAAAGACAGCGAAAGAGCAAAAGGAUGCAGAAGAGGACCUAACAAGUCACAUGGAAGCAAAGCAACAAGCUAGAGUCCAACUAGCUGAGGAGAAAAGAAAGUGGACCCGCAGUGGAACUCUUCUGGCGAGAGGCGACGCCCCAAUCUCACGGCAGGGAGAGAGACCAUCUGUGAGAGAGGAGGAGGCUGGGUACCCACCCCUCGGGAGGCCAGGGGGCGGGGCUCCAAUGAAGUCACGUGACGGUCAGGUGGAUGCACUGAUGAGGGUCCAUCCAGAGACGAGAUUCCAGACACACCUCCGCAGAGAGGUCGAGAACUCUCUGAGGUAUAAAGGAGCAGUGGAGGGUGAGACAGGGGACCAAUCUACACUGAUGAGGUCAAUGUCUGAGGAGGAGAGAGAGAGUCAGAGAAGAUCGCAGCAGUCUCGAUACGCCAGGAAACUUCGUGAGUCCACUCACUGUGGGGGUGGCCCCUGUGUGAUUGGUAAUCAUCUCACAGAAGAUCAGAUGGAGGAGGCUGUUGAGAGAAAGAGACAAGAGAGAGUGGGGUCUCCCCUCAGCUACUUUCCGUGGGGUCACAGCAGUCCUCACAGGGACAAGAGCGGGAAACUGAUUGCCAGACGACAGCCGAGACCACACCCACCACAGAAGGAGGUUAGAUGA
Molecule: messenger RNA, 918 nt
Organism: Geodia barretti
Lineage: Eukaryota; Metazoa; Porifera; Demospongiae; Tetractinellida; Geodiidae
Source: the annotation of a GenBank genome assembly